Penicillium arizonense is the source of this 192-nucleotide messenger RNA. RefSeq lists its product as uncharacterized. The coding region runs from base 1 to 192 and encodes 63 amino acids. The record is from RefSeq and is a predicted model, not a curated record. The transcript has 3 exons. NCBI's taxonomy places the organism in Eukaryota, Fungi, Ascomycota, Eurotiomycetes, Eurotiales, Aspergillaceae.
AUGCAUGCAUUAGUCGCUGUUCUAAACGCCGGUGGCGAUGAUCCUGCUACUGAACGAGUCGCCUACUGUACUUUUGCCCGCAGCUCCCGUCUCGCUUGCCGCGGACGCACAAGACGUGCUCGCGAAAGCGAAACGCCUUCGCAUAUGUGGACAACUAACAGUGCCCACCUCUCAGCUGCGUCAGUAGCCUAG